GGGGAGGAGGGGGAUGGCGGUGUGGUGCGCAGCUGCCUGCUCCGGAGGCUUCCGUGCCCCUCUGCCGGGCGCCCCCCCACCCCCGUCUGGCCAAGGCUGCCCCACCGCCUUUGUGGGCUGGGGGCGGCGCCGGGGCGGCUCUUCCGAGACGCCCGUGCAGCCGUGGGGAGAGGAGGCCGAGGAGGGCGCCGUCUACACCAUCCUCCUGCAGCGCGUGAAGGCCCAGGAGCCGCAAGAAGGCGGGGACGUCGGGGGAGCCUCGCCACAGCAGGGGAAUGCCAACCUGCAGAGCUGCCCCUUCAUGCACUACCACACGCGCAAGAGGCGGAUGCUGCGGGCCGGAACCCUCUCUGCCUUGGUCAGGUGGCUGCUGGCCUCUGGGGCGGAGGGUGACCUCAGCUACAUCACGAGCUUCCUGGCCACCUACCAGGUCUUCGCCACCCCAAAGGAAGUGCUGGAGCUGCUGCUGCCGCUGGGGCCAGUCAAGGUGGUGCUGCGUGUGCUGCAUCUCUGGCUGCAGGAUCACCCUGAGGAUUUCUGGGAGCCCCCCGAGCACCCCAGUCUGCACAGAGUGCUCCACUUCUUGCACCAGUUUGCCCCGGGCACCCCGGCGUGUGCUUUGGCGAAGAGCCUCCUCCUAGUCCCCAAGAAGGAGGAGGAGGAGGCCUGUGGAGGAGACGUCAGCGAGGCCAACGGUGGAAAGAUCUCUGGGGUGGGGUUACCCCAGGUUAUACCAGGGGCAGUUGAGCCAGGAGCCGACAAGGAGUUCCCAGCCCUGCUGUCCUUUGCGGUGGAGGAAGUGGCCGAGCAACUGACUCGGAUGGAUUCUGACCUCUUCCAGGCUGUGCGGCCAUUCCAUUGCCUGGGUUGUGUGUGGUCUCAGCGAGACAAGAAGGAGAAGCAGCACGUGGCUCCCAGCGUCCGGGCCACGGUGGCCCAGUUCAACGCAGUGACCAGCUGUGUCAUCGCAUCUGUCCUUGAAGACCUGACCUUGCAUGUUCCCCAGCGUGCCCACUUGCUGGAGAAAUGGAUCGAAAUUGCCCAGCACUGCCGGGUUCUGCGGAACUUCUCCUCGCUGUAUGCCAUCCUCUCCGCUUUGCAGUCCAACCCCAUCUAUCGCCUCAAGCGCACCUGGUCUGCAGUCAACAGGAACACCAGGAUCACCUUUCAAAAGCUCUCUCAGAUCUUCUCUGAAGACAACAAUCACUUGAAUUGCCGAGAAAUCCUGUUGCAGGAUGAAGGUGCUUUGGGCCCCAGGGAUGGAGGCAGCAGCCCCCAGAUGCCAGCCGGGACUCCUCUGAAGCGGAACGCUCCAAGCAAGAAAAUGCUUCCCACGGUGCCCUAUCUUGGCACCUUCCUGACCGAUCUGAUCAUGCUGCACACAGCACUUCCGGAUUUCGUGGAGGGCAACCUCAUCAAUUUUGAGAAGAGGCGGAAGGAAGCAGAGACCCUGACCUUGAUCCGUCAGCUGCAGGAGUCCUGUCGGGGGUACUGCCUUCGCCUGAAUCCCUCCUUCCAGGCAGCCUUCCAGGGACAACAGAAGCUUUCUGAGGAGCAAAGCCGCCGGAUUUCCCGUGUGAUUGAGCCGCCGGCCAGCUCCUGCCCCAGCUCCCCGAAGCUGCACCGCAGCCUCACCAAGCGCUUCAGCUCCGUCAACUGCCGUGACUCACAGGGGGUGUCUUCUCCCCCAUAG
Molecule: messenger RNA, 1693 nt
Organism: Sphaerodactylus townsendi
Lineage: Eukaryota; Metazoa; Chordata; Lepidosauria; Squamata; Sphaerodactylidae
Gene: RGL3
Product: ral guanine nucleotide dissociation stimulator like 3
Exons: 14
Coding region: 14-1693 (559 amino acids)
Biological process (GO): Ras protein signal transduction; positive regulation of GTPase activity
Cellular component (GO): plasma membrane
Molecular function (GO): guanyl-nucleotide exchange factor activity
Source: RefSeq, a predicted model, not a curated record